AUGGCCUGCAGGGGCGUUUCUACGAGCAUGAGACUUGAUAUAAUCUCAUUGGUCACAGGCCUUGUCCUGUUCAAGGAUGUCCAGGCGGCGGUUCAAUCUAGCCUUUACCCGGCCGUAGAUUCCGUCUGUUUGGCAAAAGCUUUUAAUAUUACACUUGGGUGCCUCGAUGCUCUAAACGGGACGGUGUCCUGUGACGCUACCCUCCUGCGAAUGGCAGGAGACGUGGACAAUUACAUUUGGCACAUGGAUAAUGUUACUGCUCUAUGUACCGCUGACUGCCUUUAUACGGCCUCAAAUUGGUACUGGAACGUUUUUGAUGCAUGCUCUGACGACUACGUGAAUGUCAGGGGAAGGCUAGUUCCUCCUUACACGAUUCCUGGCCGAACAUUGGAUGGUAUGAAUAUUGCAUGCCUACGGCCGGGAGACGACGUAUCUCAGUUUCCAGGCAUUGAUGGCAAUGAGGUUACCGUCACAGAGGUGUCAUCAAACAGUUCAUCGGCCGCAAACGACCCGGGGACCCCUACUGCCCCUGAUUCUACCGAGCUGGGGAGCAAUUUGGACAAAACGUCCAGCAGUCCGGUCAGGCUUCCACCUGCGAACAAUACCCAUAUAAGUCAACGCCAAGUAGCCUCUAGUGGUAAUACUACUGGAUUUUGCUUAAUCGAUUCAUAUAGCUGGGUUGGGUCAGAUAUCAUUCGACCUGAUUGCUCGGAUAGUACAAGCAUCGAGCGACGAUGUUUAGAUCCCACUGAUGUGCCCGAUGAGAAUCAGCGAAUUGCAAAUCUUUACCCAGAUGAUCUGUUGUGCAGCGAUUGUUUUAUCAAGAUGUUCUACUUGCGCGUGGCAUCGCCAUACUUACCAGAUCUCGAUUACUCGGAUUACCUUAUAGAACAGUAUCUCGACAUCGUUGACGUUUGUGAUGCGGAGAUGCCGGAAUUGAUGAUUCGAGAUUUACUAGAGUACGACCACGCCAACAACACUCGAAAUGAGCCUCCUGCAAACAACAGCACAUCUAAAGUCUCUUCCAUGGCAUGUAACCGGAAUCUAACGAUAACCGAUCUAGAGAAAGCGAACCUCCCAAACCCCUUCGUGUCUAAUACAACCUUCUGUGAUAUUUUAUCGGUUGCAUACAACGCUACUACAGGCGACCUAAAUUUAGCAUUCGAUGACCCCAUUUGCACACCACAAGAAAAUUUUACCAGCAUAUGCCUCCCUGCCAAGUGUCCUGUGAUUGAGGUUCCAUAUAACUCUACUUGUACAUCUGUAGCUAAACAAGUCUCAACCGUUGAUACCAAUGUCACAAAAACGCAGCUUCUAUCGUGGAAUCCCCAUCUACUGGGCUUCUGUGACAGCUUAUCCAAACAAUACAUUUGCGCUGAUGCCCCGGGUGGCUCUUACAUACCCCCUGCCGUAUCAAAUAAUACUUCCACCGAUGCAGGACAGCAGAGGGGAAGUGGCCCUGGAGACUCGAUUGGUGGUGGAGGCAUAGUAGGGGGUGGUCGGAAUGCAACUAUGGUUCCAGCAGGCGAGCCAGCGCCUACACCAACACAGUCUGGUAUCUCACCCCGCUGCACAGAGUAUGCUUUGGCAAGUAAGAGCGAUACCUGCGAUUCACUAUCUCGAUUAUGGCACAUCUCUCGAACAGAUUUCUUUUCUUGGAACCAAGUCCUUGGAUUGAAAGGUGAAAACUGUGAUACCCAGCUAUUCCUUGGUUAUUAUUACUGUAUAGGCGUUCUCGACAGCCCCACAGCGACAGCACCCGCAGCGACUCCUACGAAGGCGAUAGCCCGUGGACCUACACAGUCUGGCAUCAUUCCUACGUGCAACAAGCUUGUUGAGUCUAUCUCUGGUUUGGGAUGCGAAGACUUUGCAACUGCAGAAGGCAUUGCGCCUACAGAACUUUACGCAUGA
Molecule: messenger RNA, 1911 nt
Organism: Arthroderma uncinatum
Lineage: Eukaryota; Fungi; Ascomycota; Eurotiomycetes; Onygenales; Arthrodermataceae
Exons: 3
Coding region: 1-1911 (636 amino acids)
Source: RefSeq, a predicted model, not a curated record